Molecule: messenger RNA, 1305 nt
Organism: Tremella mesenterica DSM 1558
Lineage: Eukaryota; Fungi; Basidiomycota; Tremellomycetes; Tremellales; Tremellaceae
Exons: 7
Coding region: 1-1305 (434 amino acids)
Biological process (GO): vacuole organization; endosomal transport
Molecular function (GO): ATP hydrolysis activity; ATP binding
Source: RefSeq, a predicted model, not a curated record
AUGAGCAACUCAAACUUUCUCGAUAAAGCCAUAGCCAUUGUUCAAAAAGCCAUUGAUGAGGAUGUCAAACAGAACUACGCGGAAGCGUACAAGCAAUAUCAAGAUGCUUUGGAUUAUUUCAUGAUGGUGAACGAGAAGAACGACAAACUCAAAGAACUCAUCCGUAAAAAGUUCACUGAAUAUCUUGAUAGAGCCGAAAAGCUCAAAGAACAUAUAGCUAAAUCUGAAGAGAAACGCACACGUACCAAAGUUGGGGCUACGGGUGGCGGGGGGUCAGCAGCAGGUGGACCAGACGUGAAAGAUGAUGACGAUCCCGAAAUCAAGAAGUUACGACAAGGUCUACAAGGGGCUAUCUUAUCGGAAUCACCUAAUGUGCAAUGGGAUGAUGUGGCCGGUUUGGCACAGGCUAAAGAGGCUUUGAAAGAAGCCGUCAUUUUACCUAUCAAAUUCCCACAGCUGUUUACGGGGAAGAGAACGCCUUGGAGGGGUAUAUUACUAUAUGGACCACCGGGAACUGGGAAGAGUUACUUGGCAAAGGCCGUAGCUACAGAGGCGAAGAGCACGUUCUUCAGUGUAUCAAGUAGUGAUUUAGUUUCCAAAUGGAUGGGAGAGUCUGAAAGACUAGUGAAACAGCUAUUCACCAUGGCUCGAGAACAAAAACCAGCCAUCAUAUUCAUCGAUGAAAUUGAUUCUCUCACAGGUACUCGUGGCGAAGGCGAAUCGGAAGCUUCUAGACGAAUCAAGACUGAAUUUCUUGUCCAAAUCAACGGUGUGGGCAACGAUGACACUGGAGUAUUAGUGUUAGGCGCUACCAAUAUACCGUGGCAACUCGAUCCUGCUAUCAAACGUCGUUUCGAGAAACGUAUUUACAUCCCUCUACCCGAUGUCCAUGCUCGGAGACGUAUGUUUGAAUUGAACGUCGGGACGACACCUCAUGGAUUGACAAACGCCGAUUUUCAACAUCUCGCCGAGCAAACAGAGGGAUAUUCAGGGAGUGAUAUUGCUGUUAUCGUGAGGGAUGCUUUGAUGCAGCCUGUCAGAAAAGUUCUUUCAGCCACACAUUUCAGAGAGGUAACCACUGAUGGUCCAUCUGGUCCCGUUACCAAACUCACCCCCUGUUCCCCCGGCGCAGAUGGAGCGAUGGAGAAGACAUGGACGGAUGUUGAGUCUGAUCAAUUAUUGGAACCAUUACUAGGGGUGAGGGACUUUGAGAGGAGCAUACAGGUCAAUCGGCCUACUGUCUCUCAGGCGGAUAUCCAGAAACACAUCGAUUUCACUAAUGAGUCUGGUGGGGAAGGAGUGUAA